UUCUUAUCAAUCGACAUGAAGAAUGUCCUGCACUGGAAUCCACCCGAGGGUCUACACAGAGUUGAAGUCACAUACACUGUGCAGUAUUUCAUAUAUGGGCAGAAGAAAUGGCUGAGUACCUCUAAAUGCAGCAGUAUCAGCAGGACCUACUGUGAUCUUUCUGUUGAGACCUCAGACUAUAAACACCAGUUCUAUGCCAAAGUGAAGGCCAUUUGGGAAACCAGGUGCUCUGAAUGGGUGGAGACGGAACGCUUCUAUCCUUUCUUGGAAACUCAAGUCAGCCCACCAGAGGUUGCCCUGACAACUGGUGAGAAGUCCAUCUCUAUUGCCCUGACAGCACCAGAGAAGUGGAAAAGAAAUCCAGAAGACCACACUGUUUCUAUGCAACAAAUAUACCCCAAUCUGAAGUACAACGUGUCUGUGUAUAACACUAAGUCAAAAAGAAUGUGGUCCCAGUGUAUCACCAACAGCUCUCUGAUGCUCAGCUGGCUGGAGCCCAACACUGUGUAUUGUGUCCACGUGGAGUCCCUUGUCCCAGGGUCUCCUCGCCUCCCUCUGCCUUCUCAGAAGCAAUGCAUCAGUACUUUGGAAGUUCAAACAUCAACAUGGAAGGAUAAAGUCAUCUUCUGGUAUGUCUUGCCUACAUCUGUUAUUAUGUUCCUUUUCUCUGUGAUUGGCUACUCGGUUUACCGUUACAUCCAUGUUGGCAAAGAAAAACACCCAGCAAAUUUGGUACUGAUUUACAGAAAUGGAAUUGGCAAAAGAGUAUUUGAGCCUUCUGAAACAGUCACACUUAACUUUAUCACCCUCAGUAUGUUGGAUGAUUCUAAAAUUUCUCAAAAGGAUAUGAAUUUACCAGACAAGAGCAGUGAUGACAUCACCAUUAAUGGCCCUGAGCUCAGCGGGAACUGGGAGCCACACUGGGAGGAGGGGGAGGGGCAACGCUUAGGAUUCCCUUCGCAUUCAAUGGACAUUGUCUAUGGUGCUGAGCAAAGCGACAGAGUCACUUUCCUAACCCAGCACGCAUGGCUCAACAGCACCAUGCCCACAGGAGAGGCAGACACUGAACCUCAGUACAAAGUCCUAACUGUCUUCUACAGGGAGAGUGAAGACCAGCAGUUCUGUGGGCUGGAAGAGGCAGUCAGAACAGAGAAAUUGUCUGAGCCACGGGCAACUUCAGCAAAUUUGGACCUUAAGCUUGAAGACCUACAUCACCUGGGGCAGGAGCAUCCUGGCUCAGAAGAUGAGCCAGAGGAAGAGCUGUCUGCAACACUAGUGGAUUGGGACCCUCAGACUGGCAGGCUGUGUAUCCCUUCUUUACCUAUCUUUGGUCAUGAUCCUGAGAACUAUGGGCAUUAUGAGAAAGACCAGCUCUUAGAGGAUGGCCUUUUGUCUAGACUCUAUGAGAACCAGACACCUGAAAAGUCAGAGGAAGAAGAUGAAAACUAUCUCAUUCGAUUUAUGAAAGAAUGGGGGUUACAUGUACAAAUGGAAAGCUAACCCCAGACUGGCUGUUGACUGUCAGCAAAUGAAGGAACCAUUUCAGGGAGUGAACAAUGUUCAGAUUUUCAAGUGUCAGUGAUGACACUAUUCUCUGUUCAGGCACUCGGUCGGCCCUGCCUCCUUCAGGUGGUUGGCUUCCACUCAACCUUCUUCUCGCUCCACAGAGAGUCCUGGAGGAACUUUCUGAAAUACAGAGCCCUGAGCUUUGUUGUGGACAGAGUAAGCAUUUGCUGGUUAGGCGGGGCCUUUAUAAAGAAGAGCUCACCAUGGUCCCAGUUUAUUAUUUUCUAACAGUUAUUUCUGGGUUUUUAACUGUAUGUAUGUAACACUAUCAAAAUAUUUUAUAAAGUCCAUUCAUUUUAUAAA
Messenger RNA from Arvicanthis niloticus (Nile rat), 1869 nucleotides. NCBI's taxonomy places the organism in Eukaryota, Metazoa, Chordata, Mammalia, Rodentia, Muridae. The record is from RefSeq and is a predicted model, not a curated record.